Molecule: messenger RNA, 5923 nt
Organism: Aplysia californica (California sea hare)
Lineage: Eukaryota; Metazoa; Mollusca; Gastropoda; Aplysiida; Aplysiidae
Product: platelet binding protein GspB
Exons: 15
Coding region: 167-4564 (1465 amino acids)
Biological process (GO): protein phosphorylation
Molecular function (GO): ATP binding; protein tyrosine kinase activity; protein binding
Source: RefSeq, a predicted model, not a curated record
GAUGGAGGAGGUUUGUAAUAAUAGUCUCCACUGUUGUGGGACAAGCCUGUUGCUAUUUGAGCUGACCCCGAAGUUGUUAAAGUUUUGAAAAUGAAAUGACUUCGUACAAAAUAUUUCUGUGUUUAGAUUUUUCUAAGUAGCAACUGUUUCUGCUAGCUGACUCAGCAUGUCUUCCGCCUGUAAGGAGGAGGACGAGGGUUCGGAGUGGCUGGUGAAUCUGCUCAAUGAGAUACAGCUGGGACAGUUUUACAUCAAACUCCGGGAUGACCUUCAAGUCACCAGGCUUGUUCACUUUGACUAUGUCAAGACAGAAGAUCUGGAGAAAAUUGGAAUGGGGAAACCCGCGAUACGUCGUUUGCUGGACACUGUCAAGAAACACAAGUCCAUUCGGAAGAAAGGCAUUUUGGACAAGAUCUUGCCAGGUGGGAAGGCCAACCCAGACAAACCCAGUUCAGGGUCGGGCAAGCUGCCUCACAGCCCGUCGGAGUACGGCGACAUGGCCUUGACCUGCCUGAUAGACAAGAAGAACGUCUACGUGUUCAACAAGCUCGGCAACGGAUCCUUCGGAGUUGUGCGUAAGGGAGAGUGGGUCGCCCCCUCGGGGAAAAAAAAGGAGGUUGCGGUGAAGAUCCUGCGACGAGACGCGUUGGCGCAGCCCGGUGCGUUUGAGGACUUUGUGAAGGAGGUGAACGCCAUGCACACGCUCAAGCACACCAACCUGAUCCACCUGUACGGCGUGGUGCUCUCUUCCCCGCUCAUGAUGGUGACGGAGCUGGCCCCACUGGGCUCGCUGCUGGACCGUCUGAGGGACUCGUCGCAACAGCAGCUGCUCAUCUCCACGCUGUGCGAGUACGCCAUACAGAUCGCCGUGGGGAUGAGUUUCCUCGAGUCCAAGCGCUUCAUCCACCGCGACCUGGCCUGUCGCAACGUGUUGCUCAAGACAGCUGAACUGCUGAAGAUCGGAGACUUUGGUCUGAUGAGAGCUCUCCCCAGCCAGACUGAUCACUACGUGAUGUCAGAACAGAAGAAAGUUCCGUUUGCCUGGUGCGCCCCGGAGAGCCUCAAGUCGCGGCAGUUCUCCCACGCCAGCGACGUGUGGAUGUUUGGCGUCACGCUGUGGGAGAUGUUCACCUACGGCCAAGAGCCCUGGCUGGGACUCAACGGCUCCCAGAUCCUGCAUCGGAUCGACGUGGAGGGCGAGCGUCUGACCCAGCCUCCCCACUGCCCCGCAGACAUCUUCCCUCUGAUGCUUCAGUGCUGGGCCCACAAGCCCAUGGACAGACCCUCCUUCAUAGCGCUCAAGGAUCUGCUCUCAGAGGUGCUGCCGGAGAACGUGAAAGCCACUCAGAGCUUCAGCGAGGAAGGACGACUGACCUUGGAGGAGGGCGAUCUGGUCACCGUCAUCGGGGGCAGGUCGGACAGGUUCUGGUGGCAGGGUCAGAACCGGCGGACGGCAGAGAUUGGCUCCUUCCCCCGCAGCAUCGUGGAGGUGCAGAGAAAGCUGGCCGGAAAUGACAUCAGCGUCCCGUUGAAGAACAGCUUCAUCCACACGGGUCAUGGCGACGCCGGAGGGAAGAACUGGGGCAACCCGGGACAGAUUGACGAGGUUUACCUCCGUAAUCCCAUGGACCCGCCAGACUUGCAUGAGGAGGACCACGAUCUAGCCGGUCAGCUCGGAUCGCGAAAUCUGUUCAGCCAGUCUCAGUUCAACUACAACAAGCUGAAGAACGAGGCGACCUCUGACCCCAGGAAGAGCCCCCCCACCGGUCAGAAACCCUCCCCCAAACACCAGCAGAGGGGCAAGCAGCCUGCCCCCAAAAGGCCGCCCGCUCCGUCCGUCAAGAAAGAAAAGAGAGGGAAAAAUUCCCUCAGUGUGGACACUUCAGGCAGCAGCUCACUCCAGGAAGAUGUCGCUCUGAUAGAUCUCACCACCUCGCCGCCGGACAAAGGUCAGCAGGGUCGCGUCAACGGCAACUCGGGCGACCUUGACAUCUUCGACUCGCUGUGCUCGGUAACGGAGGAGGCCACCCACUACCGGAACAUCCAGCUCCCCGCCCCCCUCCUCGGCAGCGGCUCUAGUCCCGACCCUUUUGAUGUCAACGCCCGCUUCUGCCUCAACCCCGCUGGUCAGACGGCGGCCAGUGGUGCCUGGGCGGAGAACAAAACCUGGGGGUCAACGACCUCUGGGUCGAGCACGUCUGCUACAGUGUCCGCCUUGACCAGCAUCUCCUCCUACUCCACGGUCUCCUCCUCCGCUUCCUCAUCUUCCUCGUCCGCUUUAACGUUUUCUUCUUCCACGACCGCCGCGUCUAAUUUGACGUCCGCCAGCUCGCGUUCGAGCGCGUCUUCUAGUCAUCAUUACGGCAACUCUUCCUCUUCGGCCUUUGCCCCGUUCAGGAACGCGACGUCUCACUACUCAAGAUCUGAGGACAGCCCUGGGGGUCACCCGACCAACGGUGGACUGCUGUACUGCGAGCCGCCGGCCGAAGACGCUCAGUACAGCACGUACAGCAACGGGGCCCAGCCCUCGGGCCGUGGGGAUAGCUACUCUGUGAUUGAACAAUCAGCGCACAGCAGCGAGAGCAAUUCUGGGGCUUCCACGCUGCAUGGACUAAAUUUCUCCUCCUCCUCCGCCUCUUUUCCUGCUGGGUAUAUGGGCAGUCCUGACAAAGGAAGGAGCAUCAGCGUCGACGGCGCGUUCCAAGAACGUUUAGAGCAGACAGUAUUAAAAGCAGCAGCACAACCACCGCCUCAGCAAACAGACUCUUCUUCCAUCGGCGGUAACUUGUUCCCCGCUCGUCCUCACUCGCAGCACGCUCACGUCGCGGUGCAGGGAACUCAACAGCUGUUUCCUGCCGGCCACCACCAAAGUCACCACCGCACCGUCCCGCUGUCCAGAAACCCAUUCAGCCAACCGGGCACCGGCCCCGACCACCACAGCGUGGUGAGGCCGUCUGCUCGAGCCUCCUGCUCCUCAGACCCUGGCGGGAAAGAGAACAUCGACAAAGAGAAAGCCGAGAAGGCUUUUGAUUGGCUCAAAGAUGCGGUGAGCUCGCUGGCGGCACAACAAAAGAAGGAGAUGAAUAACCAGCUAAAAUCUUGCUCUAGAUCCCACUCUCUCACCGACGGAGGUUUGCCUCUGUAUGACGAUGUGCCAGACGAGUCGAAAGAAGAUUUGUCUGGUGGUAAAACGUCGACGAGUGCUGCGCAGCAGAAGAUAAACUCUGCGUACUCCCGUUCCGUCAGCGGCGGUUAUCCGAGGUACGACGAGGUUCCCGUGGAAGAUGGUGGCCUCUACUCGACCGCCUCCCCGACUCGCUACGCUAACAACGCUCAGUCCCGCCCUGCUAAGACAGACAAUCUCUCCUCCCCCUCGCGGUCAGGAAGCUACAGUACGGCUCCCACGGACCACUACGCCUUCAGCUCGGCGUUCUCCGACGCGACGUGGGGCGACGAGUUUGACGACUACGACGAGGAUUUCGACGAGACGUGUGUGAAAAAUGUGAAUAUUUGUACAGAUUUAGAGAGCCCCGCAGGCGAGCCCCCUCCCCUGCCCCCUCGGACGUACAUGAUGAGCUGCGGCGGGUCUCAGCGCGACAAAACAUCUCCGGAGAAGCCGUACAUCUUGCCACUGAAGCAGGACGGCCAGCAGCUGAGCCACACCCACUACUUUCUCAUCCCGCCCCUCAACAAACAAGACUCUCAGCCCUCCUCCUCCUCCUCUUUUUCUUCUUCCUCGGCUUCCUCCUCACUGGCGCAGAAGAGAGAUCACGCGUCCUCGCCGUCCCACUCCAACAAGUCAACGGCCACCGUGCGCCCCUUUGUGGUCAACGCGGGCUACGACGCCACGGACGACCGCGCGGAGCAGCAUCUGGACUACGAGAACCUGUCAGGUCUGAUCCCCCGCGACGUGGUCCACCGCUCCCUCUCCAACAUGUCGAGCGCCUCGUCGCGGUCCAGUGGAGGCGGGUCAGGGGGGUCGGACUGCUCCUCCCCACGCCACCACCACCACCACCAACACCACCCGGCCCCAUCCGUCCACCACUCCCACCCCCACCACCAUCAACAACAACAACAAUAUCAACAACAACACUCUGCGGGGUCUUCGUCUCCUCGUAGCCGGUCGUCCUCCUCUAGUGUGUCCAGCCGACCGCGACCAAUACAACCGUCGUCAGACAGAAGUAAGCAGCGACACCCGACCACCUCCUCUUCUUCGUUCACAUCGUCGUCCUUCUCCUCCUCCUCAGCGCACUACGCGACCCGCAACAACGACGACCCGGGGAUGUUCCUCAGCUCGUCCCCGCACGACCGCAUCGCGGCCAUCCAGAGCCGUGUGAUCGGCGUGACAGACGAGGAGUGCCACGCGGCGCUGUGCACCUUCCACUGGGACGUGGACCGCGCCGUCAACUACCUCAAGGUGGAGCAGCUGUUCCGGCUGGGCGUGGCCUCGCGACCUUCCUGCCAGAGGUUGCUCGAGACCUUGGACUGGAACCUGGAGCUGGCCAGUUCCGUCAUCUUUGACGAGGUGCAGAGCAAGAAGAAACCUUGUGAGAGCACGGUCUGAGCGAAGAUCUGGGUCGUCUUUGGUGACGUCUGAGCGGAGAUCUGGGUCGUCUUUGGUGACGUCUGAGCAAAGAUCUGGGUCGUCUUUGGUGGCUUCUGAGCAGAGAUCUGGGUCAGGGUCGUCUUUGGUGGCUUCUGAGCAGAGAUCUGGGUCAGGGUCGUCUUUGGUGGCUUCUGAGCAGAGAUCUGGGUCAGGGUCGACUUUGGUGGCUUCUGAGCAGAGAUCUGGGUCAGGAUCGUCUUUGGUGGCUUCUGAACAAAAAUCUGUGUCAUCUUUCGUGGCUUCAAGAUUCUCAAGUGGAGACCAUGUGGAGAAAGGAAGACACAGAUAAACAAACACAUGUUAGUGAUCAAAAUGUCAAAACUCUGCUAUCUUCUGUCCUCUCUACAAAAGAUGGAUUUUUGCUCCAGGAUUUCCCUUAUCGAAUCAAAUCCCCCCCCCCCCAUCACCCGUCACUGUACGUCACUGUAUAGUUUUGUGUGAAGAAAUAUGGUAGAAGUACUAACACGUCUACACGUCUUUGAAUGCUCUUUCUCAAUGGAGGUUUAGUUUCUCAGAGUGCCAGUUCUGUGGACCUAAGUGUGUGUGUGUGUGUGUGUGUGUGUUUUUUCCUGUAACAGGAAGUGGCCAUUCCAAAGCCUCAAAGUACCAGUAUGAGCGAAAAAGAAAAAAAGUCUAUUCAGACAUCAGGGCUUUAGAUAUGAUAUAUGUGUUCUCUGCUGUUUUUAAAUGAGAAAAGUGUGAAAGCCAUUAAUCUGAAACAGUCAAAGUGUGUUUGUUGUUGCCAUAGAAGUGAAGCUGAACUUUGAGACAGUCGUGGUAGUUGUGUUCUUGAUGAGCCGGUCUCAUGGCCGGCCCUCACGGCGGAUCAAGACAUCAGCAGAACGAAGAACGUGUUGGAUGGGAAUCCACAGGGGAAGAGAUGAAGGGGAAGGCCAUACGGAACCCGGAGAAGAGUUGUCAAGAGUGAUGUCCAGAAAAAUGGAGAGACGUGGAACGAUGUCACGAGGCUUGCCCUGGAUGGCGAAAAGAGGAAAGUGUCUGUCUGUAACCUAUACUCUUAAGUCCAGUGUGAGAAAGGCGAUGAUGAUAAAUCUUCAGCGGCCACCGAAUGCUGUGGCAUCAUUGGUCUGUUACCUUAGAUACAAGUUGUUCCCAGCCAAAGUUGGUGUUAAAAAAAUGAUCUCUCUUGAGAAAGUACAAUAUUUUUGGAGUUUUUUUGAUUGGGUCGAAGUGAAGGGAUGUAGACAUCAGGAAGGAAAGUAUAUGUGCUCUCAGCCAGACAACGGGGAGCACGAGGCAGGGGUAGGCCACUGGAAACAUGGAGGAGAUGUGUGGAAAGGAACAUCAUGAGAGAAA